Lizanozyma spartinae is the source of this 792-nucleotide messenger RNA. It is a transcript of the gene GPI8, whose product is annotated as GPI-anchor transamidase. Lineage: Eukaryota; Fungi; Ascomycota; Pichiomycetes; Serinales; Debaryomycetaceae. Gene Ontology annotation, molecular function: GPI-anchor transamidase activity. Gene Ontology annotation, biological process: proteolysis; attachment of GPI anchor to protein; protein localization to cell surface. The coding region runs from base 1 to 792 and encodes 263 amino acids. The record is from RefSeq and is a predicted model, not a curated record. Gene Ontology annotation, cellular component: GPI-anchor transamidase complex. The transcript is spliced from 2 exons.
AUGAAAUGGGAUGAAGAUCAACCUAGAUCUAAACGGUUGCUAACAGAUGAGAACUCCAACAUAUUUAUUUAUUUAACAGGCCAUGGUGGUAAUGAAUUUUUGAAGUUUCAAGAUGCCGAGGAAAUAGGCUCGUAUGAUAUUGCUGAUGCCUUUGAACAAAUGCAUGAGAAGAAGCGAUAUAAUGAGAUUUUUUUCAUGAUCGAUACUUGUCAAGCUAAUACUAUGUAUGAAAGAUUUUAUUCUCCAAAUAUAUUAGCAGUUGGAUCUUCAAGAUUAGAUGAAUCCUCAUAUUCUCAUCACUCAGAUUUGGAAAUUGGAGUUGCUGUUAUUGAUCGUUUCACAUAUUACACAUUAGAAUUUCUUGAAAAAUUGGAUAAAAAUUCCAAUCUUACAUUAGACAAAUUAUUUGAUGAAUAUACUUUUGAAAAUGUCCAUUCCAAUCCUGGAAUUAGGACGGAUUUAUUCCACCGAGAUCCGAAAAAGGUUUUGUUGACGGAUUUUUUUGGCAAUGUUCACAAUGUGGUUGUUGAUGUUAAAGAUGAUGAUUUACUUUAUGCAGCCAAUCACAAUGAAGAUGGGAUUAGAGUAUCAGUUGCCACACCAAAGAUUCAAGUCACUAAUAAUACUACCAGCAAUAAAACAAUGGGUACUCUUAAGUUUGGUUCUCGUGAUAAUGAAGAAAGUCAAAACUUGAUAAAUUUGGAACCUAAAACUAUGCUGAUGAUCUCUUUUAUUACGGUCAUUGUUUUCAUAGGUCUUUGGUUCGCUACAGCAUUUGCUAAAGUUACUUAA